GCUCGUACCGUGUCCUGGGCUAGCUCGAAGCAUCCACUCUCCAGUUCUGCGACCAGCCUAGUCGAACGCCGUCUGGCGGGAGAUAGCGGGAUGGAGACGGGGAGGACGAGGAGACCGUUUCAAUUUAAAGGCGCCCCCGAAUCUCCCAUCUCUAGUCGACAUUGUUCCUUCGAAUCUAUCAGUUACUAAGUCCCGCUCCGGCAUCUGCCACCUCUCUCUCUGCCUAACACCGUUCAUUCCACCGAAAGGGUAACCCCUCUACCAUCGUCCGAUAUGUCCAAGCUACCUCCCGUCGAGAAGCUCCCCCUCGCCUUGCGCAAGAACAUUCGCGAUGAUUGGGAUAGCAAGAAGCCGGAAUUCGAGCAGAAGCUCUCCAAGGUUCUCACCGUUCCCUGGACCAUCGAUGUGAAUCCCAACCAGCUAUACCCCUACGCCGACAGCUCCUACGCAAAGGACCGGCUGGGCAGUUGCAUCGCCGACUACAUCGACUCGGCGAUACGACGGCUGGAAGACUUCGCGAGCGGCGCCGGCGAGGCCGGCCUGCAGGACCUGAACGAGAUCUGCUCGGCACACGUGCUGACGAUGGACUUGGACGACCAGAAGCGCGUCCGGUACUGCGGCGUCAACGUCGACGACGGGGGCCGGCUGCGCAUCCUCUUCGCGCCGGGGUACCUCGGGACGAACAUCGGCGACGCCGUCGAAAAGUCGGGGCUCCUACAGGCGCUCAACGCGGCGCCGCGGCCGUCCGGCUCGGCGCUGAGCUUCGUGGCGCGCUGGUCCGUCCGCAAGGACUAUGAGCCCGACGCCGAGGAGAUCCGCGGCCGCAUCGCCGCCACUCUGGGCCUGCCCGACGUCCGGCUCAACCCCAACUUCGAGGCCGUCUUCGCCGCGCUCAAGGCCGAAGCCGACAAGGGCGACCGGUCCGAGCUGCGCAGCGACUGGGAGAGCUGUCUCGGCUCCUUCGUCAAGCUUUACUUCGACACCCUCGCCACCCGCCUCAAGGACCAGAAAUUCGACCAGGACGACCUGCUGCGCGAGGGCUUCCAAGAGGCCGUCGACAAGAGCGAGAUCGCCUUCCGCAUCGUCGAUAAGCUCAAGUAUAAGUCGUAUUGCGAGGUCGAUAUCGAAGAUGGAGUUCUGUACUUGCAGUGCACCGCCAAGCGUUGGGGGACGAAUAUUGGCGAUGUUGCGGAAGGCCUUAUUGAUAGGCUAUGAGCGAUUCGCUGCUGUAGUUUGCCAGGUGAUGUGGGCAGCGUCAUGACAGAGACAUUAUCAAUCAGACGAGCGUUCCAAUACAAAGGGCUGGUUGGAGCGAAUCGAAUCCGGUCUCGCGCUGUGUCUUGCACAAACCGAUGUGCUGUCGUCCGAAGCGAUGCUGAUGUUGAGGAUCGACGGCUGU
Durotheca rogersii is the source of this 1399-nucleotide messenger RNA. RefSeq lists its product as uncharacterized. The transcript is spliced from 4 exons. The coding region runs from base 274 to 1215 and encodes 313 amino acids. The record is from RefSeq and is a predicted model, not a curated record. Lineage: Eukaryota; Fungi; Ascomycota; Sordariomycetes; Xylariales; Xylariaceae.